GGGUCGCGCUGUGCCCGGCACGGCUCGCCUGAAGGCUCCGCCAGUUCGCGCAACCCCUCCCCGCGGGCCCCACGCUGCUAACGAGGGCCUCCUGGACUGCUGCAGCGCCCUCGCCCCCUCCUCCUCCCUCCCCCCUCGGGUCUCGGCCAGGACCACGUGGACGGCCGUAGCGGAGGCCCCUGCGGCGGCUGCAGCGACAUGCCCGAGCUGUCGGAGCGGUGACCCCGCCACUGUGCGAGUGUGUUGGUGUGUACGCGAGUGUUCGUGAGCGUGACGAUGAGGUGAAUGUAGUGCUCCCGGCCCGGCCAUGGAGGCGUUGACGAGGACAAGGACGGCCGCCCUGGCAGCGUGCCUGGUGGCGGCGUGCUUGGCGACGGCGUGCUCCGGCUUCAUGCUGGAGGGCUCGCAGCGCUCCUUCGCCCAGUUCCGCAAGUGGAACGCCGGCCUCAACGGCACCCUGGAGCUCGAGUUCAAGACGCACUCCCCCAACGGCCUGCUGCUGUACACGGACGACGGCGGCACGUACGACUUCUUCGAGCUGAAGCUGGUGGAGGGCGCCCUCCGGCUGCGGUACAACCUCGGCGGCGGCGCCCAGAUCUUGACCGAGGGCCGCGACCUCCACGACGGCCACUGGCACAAGGUGGCGGUGCAGCGCGCCGGGGACACCACCUCCCUGACGGUUGACAACGCGACGCAGGCCCGCGCCUCCCGCGGCAAGGAGUUCGAGUUUGGCCACCUCGACUCCAAUUCGGACGUUUUCGUCGGCGGCAUGCCCGCCUUCUACAACAACAAGCUGACCAUGCUCGCGCUCCCCUCGGUCAUCUUCGAGCCUCGGUUCGGCGGCGAGAUCCGCAACCUGGUGUACGCCGACGACGAGAGUGGCGUGCCGCGCCGGCAGGAGAUACGCAUGAAGGACUUCAAGGUGAGCGGCAGCAUUCCUCACUGUCCUAAACUUACUUAAUGCUUCCGCAUCCGAUCGUUUUAUCGCACUGUUUUGACGACGGUGUUCUCACUUUGUUAUUUGCAUCCGAAGGCUGAGCUGGAUGGAUGGGAGCGGCAUAAUCUUUCCGCAAAGCUUCCUCACACUACGCUUGCUUUCUACACAGUCUGUACCCAUGCAU
Molecule: messenger RNA, 1121 nt
Organism: Frankliniella occidentalis (western flower thrips)
Lineage: Eukaryota; Metazoa; Arthropoda; Insecta; Thysanoptera; Thripidae
Product: neurexin-3-like
Exons: 1
Coding region: 308-961 (217 amino acids)
Source: RefSeq, a predicted model, not a curated record